Molecule: messenger RNA, 1337 nt
Organism: Trichomycterus rosablanca
Lineage: Eukaryota; Metazoa; Chordata; Actinopteri; Siluriformes; Trichomycteridae
Product: replication protein A 32 kDa subunit-like
Exons: 9
Coding region: 91-843 (250 amino acids)
Biological process (GO): double-strand break repair via homologous recombination; DNA replication; nucleotide-excision repair
Cellular component (GO): site of double-strand break; chromosome, telomeric region; DNA replication factor A complex
Molecular function (GO): single-stranded DNA binding
Source: RefSeq, a predicted model, not a curated record
GAUUCAGAUUAAAUGAUUAGUUUGCCUUCAACUACAGACUGAAUUACACGCCUUAAUUGAGCUAUUCUGACACUUUACAAACUCUUCGUCAUGGGAAGCAAAGAAUACAGGUACAACACAUUUCCAUCUGGAUUUCCAUCUUUUGGAGGUGAAGGAAAGUCAGAGAGACAAAAGAUAUUUAGCAUUUUGCCAUGCACUGUGUCUCAGCUACUGUCAGCUACUGAGCACAAUGACUCCUUCUUUGUACGAGAUGUGAAGAUCAACCAGGUGUCUGUGGUGGGUUUAAACAGAAAAGCUGAGUGGACUGAGACAAACGUUGUGUACUCUGUAGAUGACAUGACUGGACCUCCUUUAGAUGUGAAACUGUGGCUAAAUAUUGAGAAUGAUGAUUUAAACAAUUGCACUAUUCCUUCUGGUUCAUACAUCAAAGUGGUGGGCAGUCUUCAUUCUUUUAAGCAAUACAGGUUCUUGAUAGCGUUUAGCAUCCGCCCGGUGAAGGACCUGAAUGAGAUCACCUCACACAUGCUGGAGGUAAUACAGGCCCAUCUCCUUAGCGAUGCCGGCUCAUACAGCAGGAUAAAGAAUAAGAGCAUGACUUCGACUGCAAUAAACACAUCAUAUGCAAAUGACCCAGCCACCGCUGGUUUUACAGCCAAUCAGAGAAAGGUUUUUUAUCUGAUUAAAAACUGUCAUUUGGCUGAGGGCAUCACACUGCAGAGGCUGAAAACUCUCCUCGAGUAUCUCUCACCCUAUGACAUCAGAAGCUGUCUGCAGUUUCUUAUCAAUGAAGGGCACAUUUUCUCAACAAUUGAUGAAAACCAUUUCAAAUCUACUUAUGGCUAAACGUUUUUUUUUUGUGUAUGUAAGCACCAUUGAUUUCUUUUUUUUUUUUUACCUCUAUUUUUGUAAUUGGCUGCUUGUAAUAUGUUGUAAAAAUAAGAAACAUUUCUGACAUUUUGUUUCAAUUGUUUAUUUUGCUUGUAAAUUAUAAUUUGUAAUUAUAUUUUUUAUAUUUUGUCAUUAUAUAGUUUUCUGAGGGCUAAAAUUUUGUUAACAAGGAAACCUUGUUUAGUAAAUUGUGUCUUUGCGCUCUUGUUUUGUCAUCCUAAAUGGCUUGUGUAAUAAAAAAACCAUGCAGUGUGUGUGUGGUUUAUUAAUUUCUCUGGCAUUUACAGGCUAGUUUGUAUACACUUCUAAGGACAAUGUGCUUUAAUGGCAGGCUUUGAACAUUAAAGACUUCUGCAGCUUUUCUUUAUGUUUUACUUUAUGCGUCCAAAAGUGUAUAUAAACACCCCUCCUAAUUUAAGUUAAGAUGCUCCAACCAGAUCAAUUGCUAA